Molecule: messenger RNA, 420 nt
Organism: Neoarthrinium moseri
Lineage: Eukaryota; Fungi; Ascomycota; Sordariomycetes; Amphisphaeriales; Apiosporaceae
Exons: 3
Coding region: 1-420 (139 amino acids)
Source: RefSeq, a predicted model, not a curated record
AUGAAGAUCACCUGGACUCUCGCGGUUCUCUCGCGCUGCGCUUCCCUUGCGCUGGCCGCUCCCACGGAGCUCGUCGCCGCCUCGGACGAGGUUUCAGCUCUCGAGGACAUGCCCGCCCUCAGACUCUGCCACCAGACCAACUUCAACGGCGUUUGCGAGACCUUCACGAUCCACGACAAGCAGUGCAGCGAGUUCCCCAACGGCUUCGAGGCCGGCGUGAAAUCCGCGCGAGCCUUCCACGCCUCCCACAAGCCGGUCAAGUGCACCUUUUUCACCCAAUCCAACUGCCUGGGCGACUACUGGGACAUGCCCGGCCAGGAGACGCGCAACUUCCCCAAGCAGUACCAGAACGCCACCCAGGCGAUCCGCUGCGUCGUGGGCGAGCCAGGUCUCGGCCCUUCCCAGAUCCUUGUGGACUAG